AGUAGUUGUCUCCAAACCAAACCGUCCCAAACCCUACCCCCUCUCCUCCCCUCUCGCCGGCGAGAUGUCCGACCGCCGCCGCGACAAGGAGAAGCCCCGCGACCGCGACCGCGACCGUGAAAAGGACCGCGACAUCGACCGCCAUCGCGACCGAGAUCGCGACCGGGACCGGGACAGGGACAGGGAUCGAGAUCGCGAGCGCGACCGCCGCCGCGAGCGCGAGCGGAAGCGCUCCCGGUCCCCGUCCCCGUCGGCAGACCGGGACCGCUCCCAUCGCCGCCACUCCCACUCGCAUCGAGGCCGUUCGUCCCCUUCCCCCGACGCCGGCCGCCACAAGCGCCGCCGCGAGGCCUCCCCUGCCACUGCCGACCACCACCACAAGGAGGAUAAGAAGGCCACCGACUCUCACGCGACACCAAAGGGCGGAGGGGACCCCGCGGCCGCGGCCGCGGCCGCGGCGGUGGGUGACGGCGACGUGGAUGCGGAGGAACUGGAGAUGAUGAAGAUGAUGGGCAUCCCCGUCGGGUUCGACUCCACCAAGGGAAAGCACGUGCCCGACGCCGACGUCAGCGGGGUGCGUGCCGUCACCAAGCGCCAGCCGCGCCAGUACAUGAACCGCCGUGGUGGAUUCAACCGCCCUCUGCCGCCUGAGCGCAACCGCUGAGGAUGGGAAAAGGAACAUGUGCCAACACAAAGAUGUGCUGAUUUUGGGUAGCGGUUACUCUGUUAUUGGACAGUGUAGGAGAUGGGCCACUGCUGAGCAUGAAAACAGAAUUUGGUGGCUCAUUUUGAAACUAUGGCUUUACAGCUUUAACGUGAUGUUUCUGGCUUUCUGCGUGCAAUUUGCACUUGUUUCAGGUAAUCAGACAUGCACCACAUGGAUUCCCAAGUGAAACUGCUUUUGCUUUUAGUUGUAUGCUUUGCAAUGAAAUUAUUGGUAAUGGACAUGAGUACAACAUCUGUAACUAUAAGUUUCGAAGAUCUUACUGAGCUCUAGCAGAAACCUAAGAGGCCUGUUCUUUCAAUAAUAUGUAGAAUGACUCUGGUAAUUAUAAUAUAAGUUUAGGCUACUGAAUUAGAUCCAGAAUCUAGUACCGUGAGUGAUUUACCAGUUUAUGGUUGUGGCGUGAAAUGACCUUGAUGAAGAGACAAAAAGGCGUGAACAGUAAAAUGCCGGUACUGUGUUUAGGGAGACAACAGUUUAGUUUAUA
Sorghum bicolor (sorghum) is the source of this 1211-nucleotide messenger RNA. Its product is annotated as U4/U6.U5 small nuclear ribonucleoprotein 27 kDa protein. Bases 65 to 664 code for a protein of 199 amino acids. Gene Ontology annotation, biological process: RNA splicing. The record is from RefSeq and is a predicted model, not a curated record. The transcript has 4 exons. Lineage: Eukaryota; Viridiplantae; Streptophyta; Magnoliopsida; Poales; Poaceae. Gene Ontology annotation, cellular component: precatalytic spliceosome.